AUGAGCCAGAAAGACAUGCAAACACAGUCUCCUUCAACAAUAAAAACAAAUAAUAAAGUUUAUGUAAAAAAAUCUAGCAAAAUUCGUAGUAUUGUUUCUCGCGGAUUAUAUGUCUUAACUGAACAAGAAUUUGAAAACACAUUCACCAUUGAAGCACAGGGUUUAAGUAUAGGAAAAGCAGUGACGAUCAUUGAAAUCCUAAAGAGGCGAUUAAGAGAUGCAGAACUUCCAUUUUGGCAAUAUAAUCAACUUGAUAAUAUUAAUGUAAGUGUGCCUCAUACAGCCAGUAUGACCAGCAAAGAGUAUUUCCAGAGCCUAUUAGUGUUCUAUGUCUCAAAAAUGUUUUUAGACGUUUUUUGGACCUGGAAAUUGGAUGUGCAAAAGAUUGUGUAAAAAAUAUAAAAACUAAAAUUGUCCCAAUCUUAAGAAUAAAAUUAAGUAGAAUUCCAUUAGACUUAAAAGAUGGAUGGAGAGAACAAUUGAAUAACCAUUCAUCAAAUGAUAGUAAUAUACAACAGAUAAAUUGAUAAUAAGAAACCUAUAGUGUUGA
Pneumocystis murina B123 is the source of this 550-nucleotide messenger RNA. RefSeq lists its product as hypothetical. Lineage: Eukaryota; Fungi; Ascomycota; Pneumocystomycetes; Pneumocystales; Pneumocystaceae. The record is from RefSeq and is a predicted model, not a curated record. The transcript has 3 exons. Bases 1 to 393 code for a protein of 130 amino acids. Gene Ontology annotation, molecular function: nucleic acid binding.